This is a messenger RNA of Anopheles coustani, 1159 nucleotides long. It is a transcript of the gene Rab39, whose product is annotated as ras-related protein Rab-39B. Gene Ontology annotation, biological process: Rab protein signal transduction. The transcript has 2 exons. The record is from RefSeq and is a predicted model, not a curated record. Gene Ontology annotation, molecular function: GTPase activity; GTP binding. Lineage: Eukaryota; Metazoa; Arthropoda; Insecta; Diptera; Culicidae. Bases 114 to 773 code for a protein of 219 amino acids. Gene Ontology annotation, cellular component: Golgi membrane.
ACAACAAUCUCCGACACAGUGCCAGCGGACAUCCGGCAAAAAGGGAGUGCAUCCCCAAGCCCGGCGAAGAAACAACUAUCAGCCAAACUCAACCGCUCAGCCAACAUCAAACCAUGGUGGAGCCAAUGUUCGACUAUCAAUUCCGCCACAUCCUGAUAGGGGACAGUACGGUCGGGAAGUCCUCCCUGCUGAAAUACUUUACAGAUGGCAAAUUUGCUGAGCUAUCGGAUCCGACGGUAGGGGUGGACUUCUUCGCCCACCUGAUAGAGGUGAACGAUGGGACGCGCAUCAAACUGCAGCUGUGGGACACGGCCGGCCAGGAGCGGUUCCGGUCGAUCACGAAAUCGUACUACCGCAACUCGGUCGGCGUGCUGCUGGUGUACGACAUCACGAACCAUGCCAGCUUCGAGCACAUCCCGCUGUGGAUGAUGGAGGCGAAGCGACACAUCGAACCGCACCGGCCGGUGUUCGCGCUGGUCGGCUGCAAGCUGGACCUGGUCACCAGCGGGGCCCAGCAGCGCGAGGUCAGCGUCGAGGAGGCGCGCACGUUCGCCGAGCAGCACGAGCUCAUCUUCGUCGAGACGUCCGCCCGGUCCGGCAUGAACGUGCGCGAGGCGUUCUCGCUCGUCACGCAGGAGGUCUACAAUCGGAUCAAGAGCGGCGAGUACAAGGUCGAGGACGGCUGGGAUGGCAUCAAGAAAGGGUUCAUGCGUCCGAACAAUCUGGACUUCAACCUGGUGGUUGCCGAAUCGGCCCGAAGUUCCUGCUGCUAAGGACGCAACUCAUCGCAAAACGUGUGAGAGCAUGCUGCGGAAACGCGGUCCCAUCUGUCGACCGGUGCAAAAGGAGGGCAGGUACACCGGGCUUAUCUUCCCUGCCGGCGAAAGGUAGCGAAACGGUCAGACGCUACCCUCUUAGACCUCUUCUUUCAGGCUGUAGAAACAACCCGCGCUUCGGUUUCCCUCGUUUCUAAUCCACUGUCGCUCACUUUUUUUUCUUAUCCCUUCCCUAUUCAAACAUUUCUGCUGUCCAUACUCUUUCUCCGUCACAUCGAGAUGGAAAUGGCAUCGUCGUGGAAGUUCCUUCCACUUCGCCCCAGCCGUGUGUGGCUUACAAUUGUACCAUAUGUUUUUUUAUUUGUAUAAUCUUUAGUUAAGCU